UAUUAGUUUAAAAAUCGAAUAAAUAAUGUAUCGUUAUCAAAUUUCUAAAAUAAUGUUAGAAUUCCCGCGCAGAAUCAUCAACAGAAUUGAUACUGAUACUCAUAAGUAGAGGUUAGAGAAACGAUAGGGAUUACGAUUAAACUUUGUCAAGUUUUAAUUUUAGGUUAAGAACAGUUUGAACUAAUAUGUCAUCUGCAUUAUAAACGUGUUUCAUAAAUUAUUAAAUUUUUUGUAAAAAUAUUAUACGUGUAACCGAUAUGAUAAAAAAUAAAAUAAAUAUAAUAUAACUUGUAAUCUCUCAUUAAAUAUUAAAUACGAAGCCUUAAGAUGAAAAUAAAAAUGGCGUAUUUCGUUGUGCGAUUAUCAGCUGAUUGUAAGGUUUUGAAGUAUUUUUUACUAUGUGACGUAUAAAAACAGUGCAUUCGUUGGCAUAAGUGAAUCGAUGAAUAUAUACGAUGGCUUUAACAACGAGAUUAUCUUUAAAAACAAUACGUUUACCAUAUCAUUAUCAUAAUUUAUUUAUUGUAACAUUAUUUUUGUUUACAUUGAUUAUUAUAUUAAUAGCAGCAUAUCAUGCUUUUAAAUAUGGUGAUGCUCCACAAAAUUCAAUUUACAAUGCUAUUGUUUUAAGCAACAUUAAUACGCUACCUACUGAAGUUUUAAAUGCGGAUUCUCCAGCAGCUGAUAUUACAAAUUCUUCAUGUACAUAUUUCAAUUGUUUUAAUGUAUAUCGUUGCGGUAGUAGAGGUAAUAAACCUUUAGUAUACGUAUACCCACCUAAAAUAUAUUUGGAUGGACUACAUAAACCAAUAACUAGUCAAAUGACUAAAGAAUUUUAUCAAAUUUUAAAUGCUCUUGUGUCAAGUAAGUUUUACACUUCUAAUCCUCAUGAAGCAUGUAUAUUUAUUCCCUCCAUUGAUACUCUCAAUCAGAAUAGAUUAAAAUUACAAGAAGUAUCACAGGCAUUGAAAACAUUACCCUUUUGGAACGGUGGAGAAAAUCAUUUGAUAUUCAAUAUGGUACCAGGAAGCGUUCCAGAUUUUAAUACAGUCCUUGAUGUAUCUGUUGGUAAAGCUAUGAUUGCUGGAGCUGGAUUAUCAACAUUAACUUAUAGAUCUGGAUUCGAUAUCAGUUUACCUGUUUAUAGUCCAUUUUUAGAUAAUUUUAAUAGAAACAAUAACAUUAAAAGAACAUGGUUACUUAUGUCCUCUCAAAUUAAUAUCAAUUCUAUUUUUGAACAAGAUUUAAUGGAACUUAAAAGUUCUUUUCCCAAAGAAAUAUUAUUACUCGGACCAUGUUUACAAUAUAAUCCCAUGAACAAUACUGUACGUUGUUCUGGAAAAGAUGUUUAUAAGUAUCCUACUGUAUUACAGACUGCUACAUUUUGUUUUGUAAUACGCGGAGCAAGACUAGGACAAAGUGUUUUAUUAGAAGCUAUGGCAACUGGUUGUAUACCAGUAAUCGUUGCAGAUUCACUAGUUAUGCCAUUUUAUGGAACAAUUGAUUGGACAAGAGCAGCAAUAUUUGUACGUGAGAUAGAUGUAUUACAAGUAAUAUCAAUAUUAAAGAAAAUAUCUCAACAAAGAAUCGUAGAAUUACGAGAGCAAGGUACAUGGCUGUAUAAAAGAUAUUUUAAGUCGAUGCAAAAAAUAACUGAUACAACCUUGGAGAUAUUAGCAGAUCGUGUAUUUUCAAAUAUUGCGAGGAAUUAUGUAUAUUGGAAUGUACCUCCUUAUAAGGAUAAUAUGUCUCCACUUUUUUUACCAUUGACUGCACCCAAGACAAGAGGAUUCACAGCUGUUAUAUUAACUUAUGACAGGCUAGAAUUAUUGUUUCUUUUAAUCAAUAAAAUUGUCAAAGUGCCAAGUUUAUCCAAAGUCUUAGUUAUUUGGAACAAUCAACAAAAAGAUCCACCUCAUUCUUCAAGAUGGCCAAAAUUAACUAAACCAUUAAAAGUUAUUCAAACUAAAGAAAAUAAAUUAUCAAACAGAUUUUAUCCGUAUGACGAAAUAGAAACAGAAGCAGUACUUUCUAUAGAUGAUGAUAUUAUUAUGUUAACAACUGAUGAAGUAGAAUUUGCUUACGAAGUUUGGAGAGAAUUUCCAGAUAGGAUAGUUGGAUUUCCAUCUCGUAUUCACAUGUGGGAUAACACUACUAAUUGUUGGAAAUAUGAGAGUGAAUGGACCAAUAGUAUUUCUAUGGUUUUAACUGGUGCUGCCUUCCAUCAUAAGUAUUGGAAUUAUAUGUAUACAACUGCUAUGCCAGGUGACAUUAAAGAAUGGGUAGAUGAACAUAUGAAUUGUGAAGAUAUAGCCAUGAAUUUUUUGGUCGCAAAUACUACAGGAAAAGCACCAAUAAAGGUAACACCAAAAAAGAAGUUUCGGUGUCCAGAGUGUACAAAUACUGAAAUGCUGUCUGCAGAUUUAACGCAUAUGGUUGAACGUACACAAUGUAUUAACAAAUUUUCAUCCAUUUAUGGAACUAUGCCGUUAAAAUCCAUUGAGUUUCGUGCUGAUCCAGUACUUUUCAAAGAUGUAUUUCCCGAAAAAUUGAAAAGAUUUAAUGACAUUGGAAGUUUAUAAUAUCUUAUAAGUAUAAUUAAUUAGACUUGAUAAU
Messenger RNA from Polistes dominula (European paper wasp), 2616 nucleotides. It is a transcript of the gene sotv, whose product is annotated as exostosin glycosyltransferase sotv. Gene Ontology annotation, cellular component: membrane. Lineage: Eukaryota; Metazoa; Arthropoda; Insecta; Hymenoptera; Vespidae. The record is from RefSeq and is a predicted model, not a curated record. Gene Ontology annotation, molecular function: glycosyltransferase activity.